Molecule: messenger RNA, 2433 nt
Organism: Heterocephalus glaber (naked mole-rat)
Lineage: Eukaryota; Metazoa; Chordata; Mammalia; Rodentia; Bathyergidae
Gene: Snx9
Product: sorting nexin 9
Biological process (GO): intracellular protein transport; endocytosis; plasma membrane tubulation
Cellular component (GO): plasma membrane; cytoplasmic vesicle
Molecular function (GO): phosphatidylinositol binding; protein binding
Source: RefSeq, a predicted model, not a curated record
AGGCUCGGCUGCGGGGGCGGGGGCCGAGCAGCCGGGGACUUUCAGGAACUGCAGGAGCGGGCGGCGGCUGGAGUCGCCGAGCGCCGAGACUCGGGCCGAGGCGGAGCCUCCGCCGCGCCGGGCCCUAUUCGUAGCCGCGCCGCCUUCGCCAUCGCCCUCGCCCGCCGCGGCGCGGGAGACGAGCCGGCCGUCCCGGGCCGGGGGAGACACUCGCCAUGGCCUCCAAGGCUCGGGUUAUGUAUGAUUUUGCUGCUGAGCCUGGAAAUAAUGAACUGACGGUUAGUGAAGGAGAAAUCAUCACAAUUACAAAUCCGGAUGUUGGUGGAGGAUGGCUGGAAGGAAGAAACAGCAAAGGAGAACGAGGACUUGUUCCCACCGACUAUGUGGAAAUUUUACCCAAUGAUGGAAAAGAUCCGUUUUCUUGUGGAAAUUCAGUGGCUGACCAAGCUUUCCUUGAUUCCCUCUCAGCAAGUAUCGCUCAAACCAGUUCAUCAGCUGUCAAUAGCAACAAUCAGGUCAGCGGUGGCAGUGACCCCUGGUCAGCCUGGAAUGCCCCCAAAUCUGGGAACUGGGAGAGCUCAGAUGGCUGGGGAGCCCGGCAAGAGGGGGCAGGCGCCCAGAAAAACACUGCCAACAACUGGGACACUGCCUUCGGACACCCCCAGGCCUACCAAGGCCCAGCAGCUGGUGAUGACGAUGAGUGGGAUGAAGAUUGGGAUGACCCCAAGUCCUCUUCUCCUUACUUUAAGGAUCCAGAAUCCGCUGAAACAGGAGGUGUUCAGCGAGGGAACAGUCGUCCAGGUGCCUCCUCCAUGAAGCUGCCACUUAACAAAUUUCCUGGAUUUGCAAAACCUGGAAUGGAACAGUAUUUGUUGGCCAAGCAGCUGGCAAAGCCCAAAGAGAAAAUUCCCAUCAUUGUCGGAGAUUAUGGCCCAAUGUGGGUUUAUCCUACCUCAACAUUUGACUGUGUGGUAGCAGAUCCCAGGAAAGGCUCCAAAAUGUAUGGCCUGAAGAGCUACAUUGAAUACCAGUUAACACCUACUAACACUAAUCGAUCUGUAAACCACAGGUAUAAGCACUUUGACUGGUUAUAUGAGCGUCUCCUGGUUAAGUUUGGGUCAGCCAUUCCGAUCCCUUCUCUUCCAGACAAGCAAGUCACAGGUCGCUUUGAAGAGGAAUUUAUCAAAAUGCGCAUGGAGAGACUUCAGGCCUGGAUGACCAGGAUGUGUCGGCACCCAGUCAUCUCAGAGAGUGAAGUCUUCCAGCAGUUCCUGAACUUCCGAGAUGAGAAGGAAUGGAAAACUGGAAAGAGAAAGGCUGAGAAAGAUGAGGUGGUGGGAGUUAUGAUAUUUUCCACCAUGGAACCAGAGGCACCUGACUUGGACUUAAUAGAAAUAGAACAGAAGUGCGAGGCUGUGGGCAAAUUCACCAAGGCCAUGGAUGAUGGUGUGAAGGAGCUGCUGACCGUGGGGCAGGAGCACUGGAAACGCUGCACGGGGCCAUUGCCUAAGGAAUAUCAAAAGAUAGGAAAGGCCUUGCAGAGCUUAGCAACAGUGUUUAGUUCUAGCGGUUAUCAAGGUGAAACAGAUCUCAAUAAUGCGAUAACAGAAGCUGGAAAGACUUAUGAAGAAAUUGCCAGUCUCGUGGCAGAACAGCCAAAGAAAGAUCUCCAUUUCCUGAUGGAAUGUAACCAUGAGUAUAAAGGCUUUCUUGGCUGCUUCCCGGAUAUCAUCGGUGCUCACAAGGGAGCAAUAGAAAAAGUGAAAGAAAGUGAUAAGCUGGUUGCAACUAGUAAAAUCACUCCACAAGACAAGCAGACUAUGGUUAAGCGAGUUGGCACCAUGUCUUAUGCUUUGCAAGCUGAGAUGAAUCACUUUCAUAGUAACCGGAUCUAUGACUACAAUAGCGUCAUCCGUCUGUACCUGGAGCAGCAAGUGCACUUUUAUGAAACGAUUGCAGAAAAGCUGAGGCAGGCCCUCAGCCGCUUUCCAGUUAUGUAGAACAGAAUGGAACAUGAAGAAAUCUCCAAAGUGCUUCUUUCUGACUUGGGGCAAUGCAAUUCAAAGUUUAUUUUUUCCUAUCAUUUAAAAAAAAAAAAAAAAAGAAAAGAAAACCAAAAAGAAAUGAGUUGGAAAAAAACUUUUCUUUAUGAACCAGCUAAAAUGCAUUGGUUAAUUGGUUAUUUAGGGAUGAUCUUCUUAUGUUCAUUUCCCACUCAUUAUUUAAACCAAUGGAAAUUGUCUGUAUUUUUGGAAAGUACUUAAAUUUAUCAGAAUUUUGAAUGGAGAAUUAAAGGUUCCCCCACUUAUAUUUUACAAAAAACUGUAAUUUAUAUGUUACCCUUGAUCUUCUAGUUCUUACCCAAUGUCAGAUAAUUACUAAUUGCUUUCUUAAAAAUAUGAAAUAUGCCAGAAUAAAAAACAUAUGUUUGUA